This is a messenger RNA of Linderina pennispora, 579 nucleotides long. RefSeq lists its product as uncharacterized. The record is from RefSeq and is a predicted model, not a curated record. Bases 1 to 579 code for a protein of 192 amino acids. The transcript has 5 exons. NCBI's taxonomy places the organism in Eukaryota, Fungi, Kickxellomycota, Kickxellomycetes, Kickxellales, Kickxellaceae.
AUGUCGAAGAUGGUAUCGGUCGCCAACUACCACACCCCAGGCAUUGCGGGUCGGAAGGGUCUGGGGAAGGCCACGCCUCUGGCCAACAGUUUCUCGCUGAUCGAGUACAACCAGAACCUGCGGUUCCUGAUCAUGGACUGCCCGACGAACAGCACCAUUCCCCUGUAUCUCAAGCCGACCUAUUCAAAGGAGCGGCUGAACAGCCACAAUGUCCAGGUCCACCCUCCGUCGUCGGUGCUGAAGAAAUGGCUGGAGCUGGUGACGGAGCGGCGCGACCAGGCGAUGCUGCAAGGCGAGGUGCAGCCGGUGCCGACCACGAUAGCCGUGCACUGCAAAGGCGUGGAUGUACUGGAUGCAAUUGAGUUUGUGCGGCGCAAGCGGCGCGGCGCCUUCAACAACAGGCAGAUCACGUACCUGGCGGAUCCAAUUGCGGGCGGGCUGCGGUCGAGCCCCGUCAACAGCGCGUCGGGAACGCCGGCGUCGGGCAGCCCGCAGGUCAAGACGAGCAGCAUCUUCGUGCCGUCAAACUCGUCGAACGGGCACAAGUCGUUCUUCAAGAAAAUGUUUGGCUCACAUUGA